Acanthosepion pharaonis is the source of this 921-nucleotide messenger RNA. Lineage: Eukaryota; Metazoa; Mollusca; Cephalopoda; Sepiida; Sepiidae. The record is from the annotation of a GenBank genome assembly.
AUGUCAGCAGAAAACGAAAUUCAAAGUGAGGGCCAUAUCUACGCCAACAGUGAACCUAUUGCUGAUCCCAUCUAUGAAAAUGUUGGGGAGACCAAUGGCAAGGCAGAGGAAGAUGUAUACGAGAACGUUGUAAAGGAAACGGGCGAUAAUCAGGAGAUCAGUGUCACCAUCAAAGCAGAUAUCAACACUUCGGAUGCCAAUGCCUCAGAGGUCGAGGCUUUGGAUGCUAAUGCUGCCGAGGUUGACACUUUGGAUAUCAACGCAGCGGAGGUUGAUGCUUCAGAUAUCAAUACUGCAGAGGUUGCCGCUUCAGACGUCAAUGCUGCAGAACUUGAUACUUCGAAUGUCAGUACUUCAGAGGUUGGCGCUUCAGACGUCAACACUUCGGAUGUCAACGUCAUAUAUGACACCCCUUCUUCAACUAAAAGACAGGAUGAUGACAAUGAUGAUGACGAUGUUGCCGUGGUCACUUCAGAAGAUGAUGGAGCCCCUUCCCCCCGUUACGAUGAUGACGUUGAGAUUGAUAAUGAGAAGGUACUGAAAUCUCCCUCCCGUAGUCGUAGCAACAGUGAGAAUCGGGAAAGUAUUAGCCCUGCUGAGAGACCUGCAAGCCCUACUCCGGAGAGUGAAGAGGAUCAACAGGGACGUGCCCUGAGCCCUACCGUGUCGGAUGAGGAAGCUGCCUCUGCCAAUAUGGGUUCUGAAGAUGAUCCCAACAGAAACAGCCAGAAUCUCAACCAGAGUCCUGUUCCGACACCCACCCCCCGGAAGAGGACAAGCCUCAGCAGAAGCAAGAGUCCAGAAUUAGAAAUUACCAAGGAACAUAGCCGUAGCCCCAGUAUUAGUUCUGAGGGGAGGAAUACACGUAGUCCAAGUCCUGAUGACAUGAUAAAUCAGGUAAUUUAUUUAUUCUAUUUUUGA